GUAGGAACUAUUUGUCGCGGAACGCUUGAAGGGUUUGUUGUUCCGGGCUGCUUUUUGAGGCGCACAGUUGAUGGCGACCAUCUCUAGAAAUUUCUAGUUAAGUAGCAGAUUGUGAACGCGCUGUUUUAAAGAAAAUAGUCCGCUUUAUAUUGAUCAAGUCAUGGGAAGAAGCAGGAGUCGAACACCACCACGACGAGAGAGACGGCGCUCACGCUCAUCCUCGCGAGAUCGUGAGAGGAGGCGCAGGGAGCGCGAGAGGUCCCGGUCCCGAGACAGAGACAGACGAAGGUCACGCUCACGUUCCCCCCACAGACGCAGAUCCAGGUCUCCACGGCGACACCGCUCCUCCUCCCUAUCUCCAUUGCGGCAGAAGGACAGACGGGACGAUGACAGGAAGGAAGUUAAGGACAAACCAGCAAAGGUCCAUCAGAUAUCAGGUGGAGAUU
Molecule: messenger RNA, 446 nt
Organism: Sinocyclocheilus grahami
Lineage: Eukaryota; Metazoa; Chordata; Actinopteri; Cypriniformes; Cyprinidae
Gene: snrnp27
Product: small nuclear ribonucleoprotein 27 (U4/U6.U5)
Exons: 3
Source: RefSeq, a predicted model, not a curated record